UGACGGUGAGCGGUUAAAAGUGGGUGGAGCUAGCCGAGGAACAGGUGGGAGGUGCCCGGUUAGGGCCAGUGCUGAUUGGACAGGCUAGAGAAGGCGGGGUUGAUCACAAAGGAGGCGGGACUACGGUGGGAAAGAACGAUGCUGAUUGGAAGACCUGGGGAGGCCGGGCUGACUCUCGGAGGAGGGGCAUAGAGGAAAGUGGGGGGAGCCAAAUAGAAGGUGGAGGGUGCCCCUGUGAUCUUGAACCUGCUCCUAAGGGCCAAAUAGAGGGGUUGUCCUUGUAUAAGUGGGGAAACUGAGGCCCCCGACAGCUUAGGUCUGUGUGGAUGUCUCUCCAUGCGGGAUAUCGCCACCCCUCAUGGGUAGGGGGGAAAGAGGAAGCCGCAGGGCCCCUUGGGAGUUGAAAGCUUCAGGGUUGCUAUGGUGUCCGGGAUGGGGUGGCUUCCGGAGGCCCCGCCCCCCGCCCCGCCCCCCGCUAUGCGGCCCUCCCCGACUGCGCUGUGGCUGGGUCUGGCCUCGGCUUUGGCCCUGCAGGCUGUGGGGUGGGCCUCAGCCCGGGCCCCUAUCUAUGUCAGCAGCUGGGCCGUGCGGGUGACCAAAGGUUACCAGGAGGCUGAGCGCCUGGCACGUAAAUUUGGCUUCGUCAACCUGGGACAGAUCUUCCCUGACGACCUGUAUUUCCAUCUACGGCACCGGGGUGUGGCCCAGCAGUCCCUGACCCCGCACUGGGGCCACCGUCUGCGCCUGAAGAAAGAGCCCAAGGUACAGUGGUUUGAGCAACAGACUCUGAGGCGGCGGGUGAAGCGCUCCCUGGUGGUGCCCACAGACCCCUGGUUUUCCAAGCAAUGGUACAUGAACAAUGAGAUACAGCCAGAUCUCAAUAUCCUGAAGGUCUGGAACCAGGGACUGACCGGCCGGGGAGUGGUGGUCUCCAUCUUGGAUGACGGCAUUGAGAAGGACCACCCGGACCUCUGGGCUAAUUAUGACCCUCUGGCCAGCUAUGACUUCAAUGACUAUGACCCAGAUCCCCAGCCCCGCUACACACCCAGCGAUGAGAACCGGCAUGGGACCCGCUGCGCAGGGGAGGUGUCUGCCACAGCUAACAACGGCUUCUGUGGCGCUGGUGUGGCCUUCAAUGCCAGGAUUGGAGGCGUGCGCAUGUUGGACGGAACCAUCACGGACAUCGUGGAGGCACAGUCCCUCAGCCUGCAGCCGCAACACAUACACAUCUACAGCGCCAGCUGGGGGCCCGAGGAUGACGGUCGCACGGUGGACGGACCGGGCAUACUCACUCGGGAGGCCUUCAGGCGAGGCGUGACCAAGGGCCGCCAAGGGCUGGGCACACUGUUCAUCUGGGCCUCGGGAAACGGCGGCCUCCACUACGACAACUGCAAUUGUGAUGGCUACACCAACAGCAUCCACACGCUGUCCGUGGGCAGCACCACGCGGCAGGGCCGGGUGCCCUGGUACAGCGAGGCCUGCGCCUCCACCUUCACCACCACCUUCAGCAGCGGGGUGGCCAUCGACCCUCAGAUCGUCACCACGGACCUGCACCACCAGUGCACAGACAAGCACACGGGCACCUCGGCCUCCGCGCCCCUGGCCGCUGGCAUGAUCGCGCUGGCUCUGGAGGCCAACCCGCUCCUGACCUGGAGGGACCUGCAGCACCUGGUGGUCCGCGCGUCCAGGCCGGCGCAGCUGCAGGCGGAGGACUGGAGGAUCAACGGCGUGGGGCGCCAAGUGAGCCACCACUACGGCUACGGGCUGCUGGACGCGGGGCUCCUGGUGGACCUGGCUCGCGUGUGGCUGCCCACGCAGCCGCAGAAGAAAUGUGUCAUUCGGGUGGUGCACACCCCCACCUCCAUCCUGCCCCGGAUGCUGGUGUCGAAGAACGUGUCUGCGUGCUCCUACGGCUCGCACCGCCUCAUCCGCUCGCUGGAGCACGUGCAGGUGCAGCUGUCCCUCUCCUACAGCCGCCGCGGGGACCUGGAGAUCUCCCUCACCAGCCCCAUGGGCACGCGCUCCACGCUUGUGGCCAUCAGACCCUUGGAUAUCAGCGGCCAAGGCUACAACAACUGGAUCUUCAUGUCCACCCACUACUGGGAUGAGGACCCGCAGGGCCUGUGGACCCUGGGCCUGGAGAACAAGGGCUACUACUUUAACACAGGAACUCUGUUCUACUACACGCUGCUGCUGUACGGGACGGGCGAGGACAUGACAGCGCGGCCCCAGGGCCCCCAGAAAGCCAUGUUCCCCCCGCCGGCCUGGCCUGGCUCUGCCUCCUCUCCGGCCGGCAGCGGUGGCUCCACAGCCACACAGAGCAGCCAGUGACCGAGGGACAGGCCAGCUGUCACCCUCCUGUUACACCUGCUGGGGCGGCCUGACCAGCGACUGCACUGCCUGUCCCCUGUCCGUCCCUAGUGCUGGAUGAGCCCCAGGGCUCCUCCAAGGCCUGCCAUCUCCGGCGGCCACCCCGGCUACCAGUCCCGGGCCAUGGCGCUGGCCCAGCUGGCAGAGCCUUCAGGAGACCCCUCUGGGCUUGAGGAAGGCCCACCCACCCCAGGCUAGACGCCCCAAUGCCCGACCGAGACCCUGAAGGCUGGGGAGGCAGAGAUGCCUGACUCAAAGGACGGAAGGGCGGUACCCCAAGGCCCCGCUCCCAGGCUGGAACAGGACCCUGCCCCCAGAAGGCCCUGGCAGAUCAUCGGGCGGCCACUGCGUGGGCCACGGCUGCUCCUGGUGGAAGAGGUGUCUUCUUACUGGUUUUGGAGCAGGACUGGGGUGCAGUGGGCAGAGGUCAGACCACAGCCACCCACCAUCUGUCCCUGCCCUGCCCUGGGUCUGACCUCAUAGUUGGUAAAUAAAAGUUAAAUGGA
This is a messenger RNA of Peromyscus maniculatus bairdii (prairie deer mouse), 2876 nucleotides long. NCBI's taxonomy places the organism in Eukaryota, Metazoa, Chordata, Mammalia, Rodentia, Cricetidae. The record is from RefSeq and is a predicted model, not a curated record.